Vigna radiata var. radiata (mung bean) is the source of this 2068-nucleotide messenger RNA. RefSeq lists its product as uncharacterized. The transcript has 13 exons. NCBI's taxonomy places the organism in Eukaryota, Viridiplantae, Streptophyta, Magnoliopsida, Fabales, Fabaceae. The record is from RefSeq and is a predicted model, not a curated record. The coding region runs from base 374 to 1651 and encodes 425 amino acids.
AUAAAAACAAGCAAUAUCCCAAUGUUCCACAAUAAUUAAAAUAUAUUUGUAAUUUUGUUCUCAAAGAUAGAAGAAGACUCUGUCUCUGUCUCUGUCUCUGUCUCUGUAUCUGUCUUUGUCUCUGUUCGUCUCUCUGAAGGAAUCGCUAAGGAUCACAUUCUUUUCAAGUUUAAUUUCUGCUUCUGUGCACCUCUAAAAGUUCUCUGCUUUUUUAGGGUUCCUUUGAUUCUUAAUUGGGUUGCAAUUGGGUGUCUCACUCUGCUUUGCCCAAUUGAUGCCACUGUAGUUGUUCAUGAUAAUAGUAGAACUUUUGACCUGACCAGUGAAGAGUGAACUGCCAGGGCAUACGACAAGCUGGUAUAGUACUCAGGAUAUGGGCUGCUUCGUCUCCACUCCAAAGGAUUCUAGUGGGAAUAGAAGAAGACCAGGGAGUAUUGGGGAGGUUUCUGUGUAUGUUCCCGGUCUAAGAAUUCCUAAACCUGUUGAUUUUGCCCUGUCACUUGGUGAUUACUUGUCCAAGAAUAUAGUGGAACGCCUGUCUGCGCUUAGAACUCGUAUAGUUGUAAUGGCUGGUCAAGAAGGGCCUACAAUUACAAGAACAAAAAGGAAAAGUGCCACCCAACAUGGAGGUUCAACAUUGGCUGAUCUUCAGCAGGCUCUUGAAGACUACUUGCCAGUACUUUUGGGAUUAGUCGAAAAUGGAAGCCAUUUACAAUACAAAAUACAGUUUGGUUGGGUGAAUCAAGAGGAUGAUGCAGAGGAAACAGCCAUGUCAAAUGCCUGGUAUGAGGUGUUGUCAGUUUUGCACUUGAUGGCUACGCUAUCAUUAUCACAAGCCAAUUUAUUACUUCUUCCCAGAGCGACCGCUGAUGGUCAUCAGCCAAAAGUAUCAGAAGAAAGCAGACGAGCUUCUGUUGAUAUCUUCCUAAAGGCAGCUGGGUAUCUUGAUUGUGCUGUAAGGCAUGUUCUUCCACAGUUGCCUGCCGAACUCAGGAGAAAUUUACCAGUAGACCUUGCAGAAGGAGUUCUCCGAGCACUUUGUUUGCAAGCAUUGGGGCAGGGUGUAGAUAUCCAACUUGGAAUGGCAAUUGAUAGUACCAAAGCCACUCUCGCAGUGAAGCGUAGACUUGCAUGUGAGAUGGUGAAAUAUUGGCAGCAGGCUCAAGAUAAUAUUACGAACCUUCCAUUAGCAAAUGGUUGGGGUGAAAAACAUCGUCUCUUUGUGAAAUGGAAGUAUGUUGAGGCAAAGGCUGCAGCAUAUUAUUACCAUGGAUUGAUUCUUGAUGAGGGAAACACGGAGAAAUCUCAUGGAAUGGCCGUAGCUGCUUUACAAGCUGCUGAUGAGUAUUUCAAAGAAAGCAAGAAGCUGUGUGAAGCCUUUCAUGCAGCACCCCCAUUGUCAAGAAAUCCACCACUUUGGGGGACAAUGAAAUAUCUUUUUGAGAAAAUUCCAAAGGAUACUUCAAGCAAGGUGCGAGUAAACCGUGAUCUGUAUACCUAUGAGAGAAUCAUGGAAACAGCACCAACAUUGCCUGAUUUUGCCUUGGCUUUAAAACCAGAUGAAUAUCAACUUCCUCAGGUUGAUUCCUCUUGGAGAACAGAAAAUGUGAAAGGGGGACAAAGUGGUGCCACAAAUAAUCUCAAUGGAUGAUGACAAAUGAAAAUUGAUUAAACCAUAUAAAUUUGCAGAUCUCAGAUGUCAGCUUAUCAGAAAAAAGGAUGCCAAUCAACUUGAAGCUCAAAAGGGUGAUUUUCCAAUGCUUUGUCAAUAGUUGAAAAUUAACUAUUUCCGAUUGUGACUACCUUUUCCCUCGUUUUUUCUCCAUAAAUUGAUUCCCUCCUCCACAAUAUUUGAAAAAAGAAGGCCUGCAAGUGGAAAUAGAGCUUCAAGUUGGGUUAAUGUAAAUUGUUCACUUUAGGAAAAAAAAAAAAAGGGGUUUCCUUGCCAAUACCCCAAAUAAUAUGAUCGUUACUGUUUUGGUUAUGCAUCAAAUCAGUCAAAUCCUCCAUUUGUCAAACAAGGUUGUACAAGUGAUUGUGUGUAUAGACUUGUGCAUUGCAGAGAAAA